CUUUGGUUGAAGGCAGUUGACGUCAUUGCUGUAAAGACCAGUUCGUACCACAGAGGACGCUUAGUACAACUCAUGGCUACUUCCUUAUUUUGUGCACAGAGGUGUUGGAGGCUCCCAUUUCCUAGAGCAAUCAGAGCCAGAACAAGCAGGAAUCUCACAGCGCUUCAAAUCCACACCACAGCGGGAUCCAUGCAAGCAAGUCAGCAAGACUUUGAAAAAGCACAAAACAAUCUGAAAUUGUUGAAAAAAGACCCUGGCAAUGAUGUCAAAUUGAAGCUAUAUGCACUGUUCAAACAGGCAACACAAGGCCUCUGUAACGCUCCUAAACCCAGUAUGUUGGACUUUGUCAAUAAAGCCAAAUGGGAUGCAUGGAAAUCUUUAGGUGGCAUGACCCAGGAUGAUGCAAGGCAGUCCUAUGUUGAACUUGUUUCAAGUUUGGUGUCCUCUGAAUCCAACACAGAGGGUAAAGCAUUGUCUAGUUCUGGCCAUCGGUCGUAUGAAACUCUCCAGGUUAUAUGUGAAGACAACAUCACUAAAAUAAUAUUGAGUCGGCCAGAGAAGAAAAAUGCCAUUAACAUGCAGAUGUAUCAGGAAAUUGGCCAGGCCUUGGAAGAAGCUGGGAAAGAUGAGUCUACUUUCACUGUCUUAACAGGACUUGGAGAUUAUUAUUGCAGUGGCAAUGAUUUAAACAAUUUCACCAACAUACCUCCAGAGGGCAAAGAAAAAAUGGCAAGUGAUGCAGCUGUGAUUCUUGAGGCCUUUGUCAGUAAAAUCAUUGAUUUUCCUAAGCCUCUCAUUGCCGUAAUAAAUGGGCCUGCAGUUGGGAUCUCUGUGACGAUGUUAGGGAUGUUUGAUAUUGUGUAUGCAACAGAUAGGGCCACAUUUCAUACCCCUUUCAGUCAGUUGGGACAAAGUCCAGAAGGCUGCUCUUCAUACACAUUCCCGCAAAUAAUGGGCUUAGCCAAGGCUACAGAGGUUCUGCUUUUCAAUAAAGUGUUGACUGCACAAAAAGCUUGUGACCUGGGACUGGUAACAGAGGUGUUUCCUGACAGCGCUUUCCAGCAAGAAGUUUGGUCAAGACUGAAAGAAUAUGCCAAGCUCCCCAAAAACUCUUUGGCUUUCUCCAAGCAACUGAUUCGUGAAAAUGAAAAAGAGAAGCUUCAUGCUGUGAAUAUCCAAGAAUGUGAACGCCUUAAGGAGCGCUGGUUAUCAGAAGAAUGCAUGAAUGCCAUAAUUAGCUUCUUCCAAAAUAAAUCAAAGCUGUGAUUUGAUUAUACUAAACUUAUAUUUUUAGCAGAGGGAGUCCACUUUGUUAUGUAGGCUUUAUCGGUAGCAGCCAUGUAAGUUGUUAAAUAAAUUAUAGAUAUAUAUAUAUAUA
Molecule: messenger RNA, 1378 nt
Organism: Spea bombifrons (plains spadefoot toad)
Lineage: Eukaryota; Metazoa; Chordata; Amphibia; Anura; Pelobatidae
Gene: ECI2
Product: enoyl-CoA delta isomerase 2
Exons: 10
Coding region: 73-1266 (397 amino acids)
Molecular function (GO): fatty-acyl-CoA binding
Source: RefSeq, a predicted model, not a curated record